Messenger RNA from Strongyloides ratti, 678 nucleotides. Its product is annotated as Globin family and Globin-like domain and Globin, structural domain-containing protein. Gene Ontology annotation, molecular function: oxygen binding; heme binding. The record is from RefSeq and is a predicted model, not a curated record. The coding region runs from base 1 to 678 and encodes 225 amino acids. Lineage: Eukaryota; Metazoa; Nematoda; Chromadorea; Rhabditida; Strongyloididae. The transcript has 2 exons.
AUGGGAAAAAUAUUUAGUAAAAAAAAAGUUGAACCUGAUUUGACUAAUGAUGAAAUUGAGGCAAUUCGUGAAAUUUGGUCUAGAGCAAAAAAUGAAAAUGUUGGUAGGAAAAUUCUUUUAACACUUAUUGAAAAAAAACCAAAAUUUGCUGAGUAUUUUGGUAUUGGUUCAGAGAAUGUAGAUCCUAAAGAAUUGAUGGGAAAAAGAGAAUUUCAGUUACAGGCACAUAGAAUUCAAGGUUUUCUUGAUACAGCUGUUGGAUCUUUAGGUUAUUGUCCUAUGUCUUCUAUUUAUGAUAUGGCUCACAGAAUUGGUCAGAUACAUUUUUAUAAAGGUGUUAAUUUUGGGGCAGAUAAUUGGUUGGUAUUCAAAAAAGUUACAGUUGAUCAAGUUUCAAGAGUUAAUUUUAUUAAUAAUAAAGAUAUGGCAAGAAAAAGUAAUACAGCUUCAAUUAAUAAAAAUAUUUCUGAAGAUAGUGAAGAUAAUCUUGAAAUUAGAAAUAUUCAAAGACGUAAUGAAAGUAUUCCUUCAUAUAAUGAAAUGUAUGAAGUUCAAAAUUGUUUAGCACGUUUAGGAUGGAAUAAAUUUAUGACUGUUAUUGUAAGAGAAAUGAAACGUGGUUUCUUAGAAGAAGCAAUGAGAAAUUGUAAAGAGGAUGAAAAUUUACAACAACAAUAA